AGGUUUUUCAUUUUCAUCGCCGACAACUGUAUCACGGGGAAAAGACAAAUGGUUCUUAUAUAUCAUUGGAUGUAGCGGAAUUGAAGAUUCCUUGCUAAGGUGUGCGAAUUCCGUGUCCACCAGCUGUAGCUAUGAGACUAGAGUUAUGUGUUACCAACCAUUAAAUAGUGAAGACACCACCACUUCACCAGUACCUGUGGAGGAAAAGUGUCGCCUAGCCCCGAAUGUGGAUGUAGGUGCAGUCACCCCAGGGGAAGUGGAGGGCAUCAAGUUUGGAGACACUUAUACCAGUCGUUAUGAAUAUACCAACUGGAAGAGCAUGCGAGUCCAGUUUACAAUGUCAAUUGAGUUUAAGACCACCAGCAGUGGAGGAGUUAUAAUGUACGCUGUUGGCUGGAGAAAGAUAGACUUUUUUGCCCUCACUUUGAAGGAAGGACGUCUUGUCUUUUCUUUUGACUGUGGUUCAGGGGCAUUGAAUCUUGAAACAGACCAAACCUAUAAUGAUGGUAAAUGGCACACAGUAGACUUUGGUAGAGUCGACAAAUGGGGCAAAAUUUCAGUGGAUGGAGAAACUCCAAAGGAAGGCAUAUCCCCUGGUGGUACGAAGGCACUGAAUGUUAGAAGACCGUACUUUUUGGGGGGUAUCACUCCACAGCUUCAGGGACAUGACAAAAUAAAGGGACAUCUACAGGGUGUUUUAGGCAGUUUUGAUGGAUGUAUCCGCAACAUGAAGAUUAAUGAGAACAGCUUUGGAGAACCUGUGCGGGAACAGAAAGUCAGUCAAUGUGUAGCUAACCUAGAGCAAGGAACCUUUUUCAAUGACCAGGGAGGAUACAUCACUUUGUUUGACGACUAUGAAGUGGGUCUUGAUUUUGCAUUUAAUCUGGAUAUCAGACCCAAAAAUCUAAGUGGUGUCAUCUUGGCAGUGCACGGUUCAAGUAAAAGUGAUGACUUUAUUCUCUUACAGCUAGUGGAUGGAAAGGUCAUUGCCACGGCUGACAAUGGUUUGGGGGAGGUAACUACUACAUACGUCCCCCGCUCGGAGAACGCUCUGUGUGAUGGAGAGUGGCAUAAAAUCAGUGUGAACAAGGCUAAGAAUCUCCUGUUGCUGACUGUGGAUGGAAUGAAUGCUCCUACUGGAACCGGGCCAAGAGGAUCUUUAGAAAUUCAUACUCGUGACCCAUUAUACAUCGGCGGAGUUCCAGAUUUUAACCGGCGUAGUAUUUUGGUCGACAGAAAUUUUUCUGGAUGUAUGCGUAACUUUGAGAUCAGACGUGGUAAAGAUGAUUCGUACCAACCCAAAUACUUUGCAGGAGCCAAGGCUAUAACUGGGAAUAUAACACUCAACAAGUGUCCUUUAAACUGAACUCAAAAAACUGUAUCAAUUAACAGGUGUCAGUUAAAUUGAACUCAAAACCAAUCUCAUUGUAUAAGCAAUAAUUUUAAGACAAUGGGAUUUCUUACAAAUUAAGAGGGUAAUUCUAACUGAAAUUCUAGAUCAGUUUAUAGCCUUCAAAAAUGUGAAAAAAGUAUUUGCUAGAAAAGUUCUCAUCUUAUAAAAUUAAUUAUUUGAUCCAUAUUUAGAUAAAGGAUAUAGUUUCCUGUUCAUUGUACAAUAAAACAUGAACAUCACCUGUACAUGCAUGUAUUAUGUACAUGUAUCAUGAUCUUGCAUAU
Messenger RNA from Saccostrea cuccullata (small rock oyster), 1677 nucleotides. Its product is annotated as laminin subunit alpha-4-like. Lineage: Eukaryota; Metazoa; Mollusca; Bivalvia; Ostreida; Ostreidae. The record is from RefSeq and is a predicted model, not a curated record. The annotation marks the transcript as partial. The transcript has 8 exons.